GUGGAAAGGGGGGUAGGGGCUGGGUGGUUGGGGACGUUGAGAGAGAGAUAGAGAGAGAGAGAGAGAAAGAGUGGGUGAAGAGUGGGGGUGGUGGGGGGGGAGGAGAAACAGGUCCCUGAGAUUUCAAGAUGUCUACUACUCCAAGAAAUUCCUUUGUUAGAGCAGCCGUCUGCCUGUUCUCGCUGUGGGAAUUCAUGGCGCAGUGUGGAGAGGCUGAGAGCAACCAGAGCGACGCGUCUGAUCCAUGCAAGAGAGCAUCGGAAUGCCAGCCUUUGAAAUACAACACAUGUCUGGGCUCUGCCCUGCCUUACACCCACACCUCCAUCAGCCUGGCUGAGGACUCCAGCACACAAGAGGAGGCUCACAAUAAACUCGUGCUGUGGUCAGGGCUGAGGAAUGCUCCCGGCUGCUGGAAUGUCAUUCAGCCGCUGCUGUGUGCCAUCUAUAUGCCAAAGUGUGAAAAUGGCAAAGUGGACCUGCCCGGUCAGGUGCUGUGUCAGAUCACCCGCAGACCCUGUGCCAUCGUGCAGAGAGAGAGAGGGUGGCCAGACUUCCUGAAAUGUACGGCUGAUCGCUUUCCUGAAGGAUGCUUGAACGAAGUCCAGAAUAUCAAGUUCAACAGCUCUGGUCGUUGCGAGUCACCUCUGGUGAGAACGGAGAAUCCGAAGAGCUGGUACGAGGACGUGGAGGGCUGCGGGAUCCAGUGUCAGAAUCCGCUCUUCACUGACGACGAACACGACGCCAUGCACGUCUACAUCGCCAUCUUUGGCUCCAUCACUAUAUUCUGUACCUUCUUCACACUGGCCACGUUUGUCGCUGACUGGAAGAAUUCUAACCGCUACCCAGCCGUCAUCUUGUUCUACGUUAACGCCUGUUUCUUCAUUGGAAGCAUUGGCUGGCUCGCGCAGUUCAUGGACGGGGCAAGGAAGGAGAUUGUGUGCAAAGCGGACGGGACAAUGCGACUCGGGGAGCCAACGUCCAAUGAAACUCUCUCCUGCGUGAUAAUAUUUGUCAUCGUCUACUACUCGCUGAUGUCUGGGGUGAUCUGGUUUGUGAUGCUGACCUACGCUUGGCACAUGUCAUUCAAGGCUCUCGGCACCACCUACCAACCCCUGUCUGGAAAAACGUCCUACUUCCACUUGGUCACCUGGUCCAUCCCAUUCAUUCUCACCGUCACCAUCCUGGCUUUGGCUCAGGUGGAUGGAGACUCUGUGAGUGGGAUAUGCUUUGUUGGGUAUAAAAAUUAUCACUUCCGAGCGGGAUUUGUCCUAGCUCCCAUUGGAUUGGUGCUGGUGGUUGGUGGCUAUUUCCUUAUCAGAGGUGUCAUGACCCUGUUUUCAAUCAAAAGUAACCACCCUGGGCUCCUGAGUGAGAAGGCGGCCAGUAAGAUCAAUGAAACAAUGCUACGCUUGGGUAUUUUUGGAUUCCUUGCUUUCGGAUUUGUUUUCAUCACGUUUGGCUGCCAUUUUUAUGACUUCUUUAACCAGGCGGAUUGGGAGAGAAGCUUCCGCGAGUAUGUCCUAUGUGAGGCCAAUGUGUCUAUCGCUGAACAGACCAAUACGCCCAUUCCUGAAUGCAGCAUCAAGAAUCGGCCUAGCCUGCUGGUGGAGAAGAUCAACAUUUUUGCCAUGUUUGGGACGGGCAUUGCUAUGAGCACUUGGGUGUGGACCAAAGCUACUGUCCUGAUCUGGAAAAGGACCUGGUUCAGAAUUAUCGGUCGGAGUGAUGAUGAGCCAAAACGAAUAAAGAAAAGUCGAAUGAUCGCCAAAGCGUUUUCAAAGAGGAAGGAGCUGCUGAAAAACCCAGAGAAGGAGCUCUCGUUCAGUAUGCAGACAGUCUCUCAUGAAGGACCAGUGGCUGGAAUGAACUUAGAUCUCAAUGAGCCAUCUGCUGACCUCUCAUCUGCGUGGGCACAACAUGUAAACAAAAUGGUUGCCCGAAGAGGAGCCAUUUUACCUCAGGACAUUUCUGUCACUCCAGUAGGGACACCAGUGCCGCCGGAUGAGAACGAUCAAAACCUGUGGAUCAUCGAAGCUGAAAUCCCUCCAGAUCUCCUGAAGAGAGCUGGGAAUAGGAAGAAGAAAAAGAGGAAGAAAGCCAUUAGACCUCUGGGACCCGUGGAUGAGAUACAUGACAUGGGCUACUUUACAGAGCGGGCAUCCAGCACAGUCCCUCGCCUGCCCAAGCUGCCUCGGCAGAAGAGUUUGGUGUCGAGAGGCAUUGAGCCUGUUCACAUGGAAGAUAUUUUACCGGGCGCUUUCCCGGAAUACGUUACAAACCCAGGGCGUCACGGUGGGAGAUUUCCCAAAGAAAUGUUCAACGGUUCUUUUGAGUGCAGAAGAAAGUCGUCUUUGAAUUUGAUAGCAAACCCACUCUCGGUUGAGGAGAUAUCACAGGACGAAGCUGGAUUUGUCCUCGGAGCUCGAUUUUGCCCUCCACAGAGACCGUAUAAUCGUGUGUUUCCCCAUUCCUCAACUGAUUUGGUCCCCAUUAGGGUGCCGGUAGUCAACGUACCAUAUGUUAACAGACCCCAAGGUAGAAGGGUUGGCUUAGCACCAGUACACUCAAGAACAAACCUUGUGGACACAGAGUUAAUGGAUGCGGACUCUGAUUUUUGAAGUUUGCACCCUUAUUGAUGUUGUAUAGGCUUCAAUUGCAGGGGCAGCAGCAACACUAAGCUGCAACUGAGGACUUCAACAAAUCACAUUCCAUUUUCCUGCCGCACUCGCUGGUUAAAUGUAUUCAUGGAAACUCUGGGAACUCGUACAAACAGUGACCGUCACAAAGAGGUUCACGCACUUGGAGACACUUGUUGAAAGGUCACUUUACAUUUCAUUGCCUAAACGUCCAGAGUGGGCAGCGGUAAUAAGCAGUCCUAAAAGACAAUGUGGCAAAGUCAUUGGUGCCUGUACUGUAUUAUUACUGUUAACGUGAAUGCAUUUGCAUGAGGUCUUCUCGUCCGAGUAGUGAAUCGGUUCAGGAAUGAUUGUAAGUGGCAAGAUGCUUCAGGUUACUGCCCUGUCUUACCAUUCCUCCAACCAGAGAGUGGGGAAACUGAUUAUAAAAUGAAGUGAGCUUUGACAAUAAUGUAAUGCAAAUCCACUUUCGGUUGCAAUGCAUUGUUGUGGCGUUUCGCCCUCAAAAAAUAUAAAGU
Messenger RNA from Callorhinchus milii (elephant shark), 3154 nucleotides. It is a transcript of the gene smo, whose product is annotated as smoothened, frizzled class receptor. Gene Ontology annotation, biological process: central nervous system development; commissural neuron axon guidance; positive regulation of smoothened signaling pathway. Bases 129 to 2618 code for a protein of 829 amino acids. Lineage: Eukaryota; Metazoa; Chordata; Chondrichthyes; Chimaeriformes; Callorhinchidae. Gene Ontology annotation, molecular function: patched binding; transmembrane signaling receptor activity. Gene Ontology annotation, cellular component: plasma membrane; cilium; dendrite. The transcript has 12 exons. The record is from RefSeq and is a predicted model, not a curated record.